AAAAAAGGUGAAUAAAGAGAUGAGCCCUGUUCUAUAUAAAAGCUUGGAUGAAAUUGCGUUUACGCUUCAUUUCUUUUUUCUUUCCCUGUCAUUCAAAACACUUGUUUAAUAAACUCUAAAUAAAAAAUGAAGUUCUCUCUUGCUACUGCUAUUUCUAGUUCUGUGCUUCUUCUUGCAAGCCUCCUUUCUACUGCUACUGCUGAACCUUCUGGCGUUGAUAAGGAUGAUAUGCCUGAAUUUCCUGUUAAAGCCAUUGCCAUGUUCCGCAACAAUGCCACCGUUGCUGGUACCGUCUUGUUCUCUCAAGAAUCGAUCAACUCUCCCACAGAAAUCUUUGCCAACAUUACAGGUCUUGAUGCCAACACUGAGCAUGGCCUCCAUAUUCAUGAAUUAGGUGAUCUUAUAGAAGGUUGUGCCUCUUUGGGUGCCCAUUAUAACCCUUUCAAUACCACUCACGGUGCUCCGGAUGCUGCAGAUGACAAGCAUCAUGCCGGCGAUUUUGGUAACGUGGUAGCCGAUGCCAACGGUAUGGCGAUACUGAACUUGAAAAUGAAGACUGUUCAGUUGGUGGGUCCUCAUUCAGUUAUUGGACGUGGCAUUGUUUUACAUUCUGGAAAAGAUGAUCUUGGUUUGGGCGAUUCUCCUUUGUCACUUACUACAGGCAACUCAGGUGACAGAUUGGCAUGUGGAGUGAUUGGACGUGCUGCCUCCGAUGCUUAAGAGCACCCCAUUAGCACCCCCGUUAGCACUUUGUCUCUCGAUUUUCUUGGGUCUCCCGCCCACCCCCCCCCUUUCUCUUACUCACUCACUCACUCGCUUUUUAAAUACUUGACAUAAUUAUCCUAGAUAUAUUUAUCGCACGGGACAAUUGUACCUUUCCAUUCAUGAAGCAAGCAUUUCAUUACAUACAAACUUAUGUACACUCUUUCAUUACUUUAUUUACAUUGAUAAUAAAUCCUUAUCCAUCCCUCAUGAUUCUUUCACC
Messenger RNA from Mycotypha africana, 985 nucleotides. Its product is annotated as superoxide dismutase. Gene Ontology annotation, molecular function: copper ion binding; superoxide dismutase activity. NCBI's taxonomy places the organism in Eukaryota, Fungi, Mucoromycota, Mucoromycetes, Mucorales, Mycotyphaceae. Gene Ontology annotation, biological process: removal of superoxide radicals. The record is from RefSeq and is a predicted model, not a curated record. The coding region runs from base 127 to 720 and encodes 197 amino acids. The transcript is spliced from 3 exons.